This is a messenger RNA of Miscanthus lutarioriparius, 621 nucleotides long. The record is from the annotation of a GenBank genome assembly. Lineage: Eukaryota; Viridiplantae; Streptophyta; Magnoliopsida; Poales; Poaceae.
AUGAGCCUUGUAUACACACAAUAUGAUAAGAUUGAUAUCUACAACGUAUACGCACCCAAGUGCAAUACUGAUGAGUCAGCACUUUCAUCCAGUUCUAAAAAUACAGUAGAAAAGACAGCCAAGAAGUUCAAAAGAUUGAGGAUGUUCUCAGGAUAUGAUCCAUGUUACUCAAUCCACAUUGAAGAUUACUUGAAUAGGAUUGAUGUACAGAAAUCACUUCACGCGAAUGUCAGUGGAUGGAUCAAGGAUAGAAGAUGGAGUAUCUGCAGCGACUCAGUUUUUGACAACUAUUAUGACACCAUAUUUACUGUUCGUCCUAUUUACUCAAAGCUUGUCAAGACUGGAUUAAGAGUUUGGGUCUACAGUGGAGAUAUGGAUGGCAGAGUUCCAAUUAUUGGGUCACGGUACUGGGUAGAAGCGCUUGGCCUUCCUGUCAAGUCACAGUGGCAACCAUGGUACCUGAACAGUCAGGUUACUGGAAGGUUUGUUGAGUAUGAAGGAUUGACACUGUUGACUAUCAGAGGAGGAGGCCACGAUGUGCCUCAAGACAAGCCAGCAGAGGCGCUUGUCUUAAUCAGUUCCUUCCUUUCAGACAGACAACUGCCAACGGAAAACAACUGA